Messenger RNA from Electrophorus electricus (electric eel), 2555 nucleotides. RefSeq names its product T-box transcription factor 1 (gene tbx1). Gene Ontology annotation, biological process: cell fate specification; positive regulation of DNA-templated transcription; regulation of transcription by RNA polymerase II. Gene Ontology annotation, cellular component: chromatin; nucleus. NCBI's taxonomy places the organism in Eukaryota, Metazoa, Chordata, Actinopteri, Gymnotiformes, Gymnotidae. Gene Ontology annotation, molecular function: DNA-binding transcription factor activity, RNA polymerase II-specific; RNA polymerase II cis-regulatory region sequence-specific DNA binding. The record is from RefSeq and is a predicted model, not a curated record.
AGCACCGCAGAAUGGGGGAAGUUCGCUUUUAAAGAAAGAAACGACUUUUUUUCCUGCACGAGCGAUGUUUUAAUACAGCAGAGCGUGUUGAGACACAUCUUUUAAUUGGAGCAUAAAAGUGGCGCUAUAGCAGACAAUGUCUUGUUAAAUUCCGUGGGAAUAGCUUGUUUUGAAAACACCGCAGUUCACUCCAUCGCCAAAAGGCCCAUCACCGACGAAAGCUAAGCGCGCCAGCGAAACUUUUAUACCGUACACCCCUGACGGUCUGGACUGCUGCAGUUCUGCGGACCGGCGCGGAAGAGUCGUGGAGGAAAACGACGUCGCUACACUAGACGUGUUGCCUAUGGACGAGUACAGUCCCCUUUCUCCAAAGGCAAAUGCUUUCCGUAUUGCCUCGCUGAUUUCGGCAGCGGAACAAGCAGGAAACGCAACAUUUGCCAAACACGGCGCUGGCCCAGACAAGUACGCCGCGCAAAACUCCUUUAAAAUGCACUACAGCACAGUCACGAGGGAGAUGGAAGCCUUCACCACCAGCAGCCUCAACAGCCUGAGCACACCCGGGACCUACCACCUCUCGCCUUCUCCCGGAGACCCGUACAGUCAACACGAAGCCCACUUCGAGCCCUGCCCGGGCCCUCAGCACGGCUACACCUACUCGGGCUCCAACCCCGGGCAGCCUCCGCCAGGAGACAGCGGCACGUCGAACUGCCCCACGUCCUCCUCGAACUCCACGCCGAACAAGUCGCUGAUAAAGAAGAACCCGAAAGUGACGAAUAUUAACGUGCAGCUUGAGAUGAAGGCUCUCUGGGACGAGUUCAACCAACUUGGAACCGAAAUGAUUGUCACGAAGGCUGGAAGGCGAAUGUUUCCUACUUUCCAAGUCAAAAUAUUUGGAAUGGACCCGAUGGCUGACUACAUGCUAUUAAUGGACUUUUUACCGGUUGACGAUAAGCGAUAUAGGUAUGCUUUUCACAGCUCCUCGUGGCUGGUGGCCGGUAAGGCUGACCCCGCUACGCCCGGUAGAGUACACUACCAUCCAGACUCUCCCGCCAAGGGCGCCCAGUGGAUGAAACAAAUCGUUUCCUUCGAUAAAUUAAAACUCACCAACAACCUACUGGACGACAACGGGCACAUUAUUCUGAACUCAAUGCACAGAUACCAGCCAAGGUUCCACGUGGUCUACGUAGACCCACGGAAGGACAGCGAGAAAUACGCCGAUGAGAAUUAUAAGACGUUUGUUUUCGAAGAGACCAGGUUCACGGCAGUCACAGCCUAUCAGAACCACAGGAUAACACAGUUAAAAAUAGCAAGUAAUCCGUUUGCAAAGGGAUUUAGAGACUGUGAUCCAGAGGACUGGCCUAGGAACCACAGACCAGGCUCUCUGCCAAUAAUCAGCGCGUUUGCUCGGACAAGGAAUCCAAUGUCCUCUCCUCCGCAACAGAAUGGCACAGAGAAAGAAGACAGCAGGAGAGACUAUGACCGGGAUCCCACCGGAACACCCAUUCACGCAGACCCCGCCCACCAGCUGAUGUCACGGGUCCUCAGUCCUGCAUUGCCUGUCCCCGGGGGUCUCCAUGCUGUGCCCCUCACAGCUGGUCCCCGAAGUCCCUCCCAUGAACUGCGUAUCGACGGGCACCCCCAGCCACCAGAGACCCUCCACCAUCACCCAUACAAGUACCCCACUACCUACGAACAUUACCUGGGGGCCAAGAGCAGGCCGUCUCCCUACCCGCUACCCGGCAUCAGGAGUCAUGGCUACCACCCACACAUGAACCCGCCCACAGCAAACAUGUACUCACCCAGCGGAGGUCCCACCAAUUAUGACUAUGGCCCCAGAUAAUGACUGACACUAUGCCCAUAAAGGGCUACCUGCCAGCCACAGCUGAGAGUCCAAAGAGGAAAAAACUAAACAACGCAGAGACACACACAGUUUAUCUCUCUCUGAUUCUCUCUCCCACACACAUACACACCCAUGUGCACCCACAAACGCCAACAACUUCCUUGAUGCAUCAAGUUUUGGAAUGGUUGUGCUGUCCAAGGCAAGCGGUGAAGUGAGGAAAUGUAAGCGGCAUAUUUAUUAAACAAACAAACAAGCAAGCAAACAUACUUAGAGGAGGAUUUGGAGAACUCCGCGGAUGGUAACCUCAAACCUGUCAAGCUUUGUGAACUGUUACCGUAGGACCCACAGGACCCAGGGACGACAGGACAGAGGCCAGCACAAUGAGAGGGAAACCCUUUCACAACAGAACUUCAUUACUGAGAACUGGAACUCAAAACAUUUGUGUUGGAGGCACUUUCUUGUUUUUUGCUUUUUUGCUUUUAAAAAGCCAUAAGUUAUAUAACCUUAAAUCCGUCAAGCUUCUAGAUAGACUGGACAUCUGCAUGUUGUGCUGAUCAGAAGGUGCUGACAUCCAUUUUAAAUAUCCUCUUGUUUGUUUGUGUCCUGAUUGAGAACUCUCCACGCUUGGGAGAUAGGAGGCCAUUUUAAGCGGCUCCGGGACGCUUGUACCAUGGCACUGACGUUCAGUAAUUCAGAAUAAAUGUGGACAGAAUGA